GUAGGGAGGAGGUUUUGCUUCUGCUCCCUCUUAAUUUUAUUUGGGAGCGUGUUCUGUGGCCCUCCUUGUACGUUUGGGUGGUCCGCUGUUGCUGCACAUGUGGCUCGGGAGAUAAAUCAGUUGCACGGUUGCCCAGUGACGUGGGGAGAAGACCAAAUGAGCCCCAACUAGGAUUUAGUAUCUAGAAAAGGAGUUAAGGAGGGCGUCAGCGAUGGCCCCCAGAAAAAGAAACGGGCGAGGGAUUUCGUUCAUCUUCUGCUGCUUCCGAAGUAAUGACCAUCCAGAGAUCACCUACCGGCUGCGGAAUGACAGCAGCUUUGCGUUGCAGAGCAUGGAGCCGGCGUUUCCCAUGCCUCCGGUGGAAGAGCUGGACGUUAUGUUCAGUGAGCUCGUGGAUGAACUCGACCUUACAGAUAAACAUAGAGAAGCCAUGUUUGCACUUCCUGCUGAAAAGAAAUGGCAGAUUUAUUGCAGCAAGAAGAAGGACCAAGAAGAAAAUAAAGGAGCGACAAGCUGGCCAGAGUUCUACAUUGAUCAGCUUAACUCCAUGGCUGCUAGAAAAUCGUUGAUCGCUUUGGAAAAAGAAGAUGAAGAAGAGAGAAACAAAACCAUUGAGAGUUUGAAGACAGCAUUGAGGACCAAACCUAUGAGGUUUGUAACCCGAUUCAUUGACCUGGACGGCUUGACGUGCAUUCUGAACUUCCUGAGGAGCAUGGACUAUGAGACCUCGGAGUCUCGGAUACAUACCUCUCUCAUCGGAUGCAUCAAAGCACUGAUGAACAACUCUCUUGGGAGAGCGCAUGUCCUGGCCCACUCAGAGAGCAUUAACGUAAUUGCUCAGAGUCUGAGCACCGAGAACAUUAAGACGAAGGUGGCAGUGCUAGAAAUCAUGGGCGCUGUGUGCCUGGUUCCUGGCGGUCACAAAAAGGUGUUGGAGGCCAUGGUGCAUUACCAAAAAUACGCCAGCGAAAGGACUCGCUUUCAGACAUUAAUCAAUGACCUGGAUAGAAGUACAGGGCGCUAUCGUGAUGAAGUCAGCCUCAAGACGGCCAUUAUGUCCUUUAUUAACGCGGUCCUAAGUCAAGGAGCUGGAGUGGAAAGUCUGGAUUUCAGACUUCAUCUUAGAUAUGAAUUUCUCAUGCUUGGGAUACAGCCGGUCAUUGACAAAUUAAGAGAGCAUGAAAAUUCCACGUUAGAUAGGCAUUUAGACUUUUUUGAGAUACUCCGGAAUGAAGACGAGUUAGAGUUUGCCAAAAGAUUCGAGUUGGUCCAUAUAGAUACGAAAAGCGCGACGCAGAUGUUCGAGCUGACAAGGAAGAGGUUGACUCACACGGAGGCAUACCCGCACUUUAUGUCUAUUCUUCACCACUGUCUCCAAAUGCCUUAUAAGAGAAAUGGCAACACCGUCCAUUACUGGCUGCUGCUGGACCGUAUUAUACAACAAAUUGUUAUUCAGAACGACAAAGGGCAGGACCCCGAUUCAACACCCUUGGAGAACUUCAACAUUAAAAACGUCGUCCGAAUGUUGGUUAAUGAAAAUGAAGUUAAGCAAUGGAAGGAGCAAGCAGAAAAAAUGCGAAAAGAACAUCACGAACUCCAGCAGAAGCUGGAAAAAAAAGAGCGGGAGUGCGAUGCCAAGAGCCAGGAGAAAGAGGAGAUGAUGCAGACCUUGAAUAAGAUGAAGGAGAAGUUGGAGAAGGAGUUGGCAGAGCACAAGCAAGUCAAGCAACAAGUGGUGGACCUCACAGCCCAGAUCCAUGAACUCAGCAGGAGAGCAAUAUGCGCCUCAGUACCAGGGGGUCCCCCUCUACCGGGUGGUGCUCCUGGGGGCCCCUUACCGACCUCUUCCAUGGGAUCUCUCCUCCCAGUUCCUCCUCCCCCACCACCACCUGGUGGAAUCCUCCCGCCACCUCCGCCGCCGCCACCGCCUCCUGGUGGUCCACCGCCUCCACCGGGGCCCCCUCCUCUAGGUGGCAUCACUCCCCCACCUGGAGCGCCAUUGGGAUCAGCACUGAAAAGGAAAAAUAUCCCCCAGCCCACAAAUGCACUCAAGUCCUUCAACUGGUCUAAGCUGCCAGAGAAUAAGCUGGAAGGCACUGUGUGGACAGAUAUAGACGACGCAAAGGUCUUCAAGGUGCUGGAUCUUGAAGAUCUCGAGAGAACAUUCUCUGCUUACCAAAGGCAGCAGAAAGAAGAUGCCCUCGAUGAUGCGCUGAGUUCCAGGCAUAAAGUCAAGGAGCUUUCGGUCAUAGAUGGUCGGAGGGCCCAGAACUGCAAUAUCCUUCUCUCAAGGCUGAAGUUAUCAAACGACGAAAUCAAACGUGCGAUUUUGACGAUGGACGAGCAAGAGGACUUGCCAAAAGACAUGCUGGAGCAGCUCUUAAAAUUCGUUCCUGAGAAAGCUGACAUUGACCUCCUGGAAGAACAUAAACAUGAGCUGGAUCGGAUGGCCAAGGCGGACAGGUUCCUCUUCGAAAUGAGCAGGAUAAACCAUUAUCAACAAAGGCUCCAGUCGUUGUAUUUUAAAAAGAAAUUUGCCGAGAGAGUGGCUGAAGUUAAACCUAAAGUGGAAGCCAUCCGCACCGCUUCCAAGGAAGUGUUCCACAGCAAGAGCUUGAAGCAGAUCCUGGAGGUAGUUUUGGCCUUUGGCAACUACAUGAACAAAGGCCAAAGGGGGAAUGCGUACGGCUUUAAAAUCUCGAGCCUGAACAAGAUCGCGGACACAAAAUCCAGCAUUGACAAGAACAUUACUCUGUUGCACUAUCUCAUCACCAUCGUAGAAAAGAAAUACCCCAAAGUUCUCAACCUACAUGAAGAACUAAAGGAUGUCCCCGAGGCUGCCAAAGUCAACAUGACGGAGCUAGAAAAGGAAAUUGGCAACUUGAGGAGCGGGCUGAGAGCUGUGGAGACCGAGCUGGAGUACCAGAAGUCUCAGCAGUCCCAACCGGGAGACAAAUUCAUUACCGUUGUCAGCCAGUUUAUCACCUUGGCCAGCUUUGGCUUCUCGGAUGUGGAGGAUCUUCUGGCAGAGGCCAAAGAGUUGUUCAACAAGGCUGUGAAGCAUUUUGGGGAAGAUGCUAUGAAAACGCAGCCAGAUGAGUUCUUCGGGAUUUUCGACCAGUUCCUUCAAGCUGUGACGGAAGCCAAACAAGAGAAUGAAAACAUGAGGAAGAGAAAGGAAGAAGAAGAGCGGCGGGCUCGCAUGGAAGCUCAGCUCAAAGAACAGCGGGAGCGGGAACGGAAGGCCAGGAAGGCAAAAGAGAACAGCGAGGAAGGUGGGGAGUUUGAUGAUCUUGUCUCCGCUUUGCGGUCCGGCGAAGUCUUCGACAAAGACCUUUCCAAGCUGAAGCGCAACCGCAAACGCAUCACCAACCAGUUGGCGGACAGCAGCCGUGAGCGGCCCAUCACGAAACUGAACUUUUGAAUUUCCUUCGACCAAAAGAGAGUUCAGCGUGUUAGAAGAACUGCUUGAGCAGCCGUGUUGAAAAGGCCGGGAUUUGCCUGCCUUACAACUCGAGCAGUCCUGCUCGUCUCUGUUCUCAUUUUGAGUGCGUGUGCUCAUGGAAGCAUGUGUGCAAGGGUGCUGUGUAUGCAUCUGAUUGUGUGGGUGGAGGGUCAGGAAGUUCGCCCGUGUGUGUGUGUGCACGCAUGAACACACAUGCAGACGCUGUUGCCUGGGCAAGUAUUCCCUUUCCUUUCCCUCAACCAAGGCGGUAUUCCAAACAGCAGUUUCUCUGCUAUUCAAGCACAAACUUUAAGAAAGAGAAAGUUAAAAAAAAAACAUUCCUAUUGGAAAUGAACAAAGCUUCUAAUGGAAUAACAGACAAGAUGGCGGGAAUUCUAUGUAUGCUUCUACCAUAGUUUUUUUUUCCUUUUAAAGUGCCAGCAUGUAGAAGGGUCUGAGUUGUGUAACCCUUGGGGCACCCUUCCAUCCCCGCAGUUCUCCCAGCCCCAAAUGACCCUGUGGGAUCAUUGGGAACUAUAAAAGCAGCAUGGGGGAAAGGCUUCGUGCAUGUUGUGCUGCAGCCGCCAUUGGAAUCGAGGCCUUGUGUGCUAUUUAAAGGGAAGACACCUUGGGGAGGCUCCAUACAUGGGACUCCCAACAUCUUGCCCGGUUUGGACCUUAUAAGCUUAUAAAGGGGACCAGGAAAAAAAGUAGGGAGAUUUAACAUGGGGGAGGGCAGGGCAAAAAGGGAGACCGUAUGUACUAGCCUUGGUUGGGAUAAGCCGAGAGUCAAGUUGUUGACACUGAAACUGCAGGUAGCUUGAAGUCCGUUAGAAACUCCAGAAUCGUUGCUGGUAAAGAAUCGAAGUAAUUCGUUCCUGUUAAUUCAAAACUUGAAUUGCCCUUCUUGUGGUGAUUGUGCUAGUUUCAUUCUUCUCUGUAAACCCCUCUUGAUGGACUAUCUUCUCCUCUUCUGUUGCUGGUUUCUAAUGAGAACCAUUUCUCUUCCCAAAUCCCAUACUCCUGCUGAAGAAAACUGCCCGGAGGACGUUCCUCUUGCUGUGAUAAUACGUUAUGUGGAGUUCUCUCAUUGUUUUGCUUGAGACCAGUGGGAGGGGGAAUGUUUUGUGUGUGUUUUUUUUAAUUAUGAGGCAAAGCGCCCCACAUUUAAGUUCUCUUUUUCUUUUCCCCACCCAAUGGAACAAACUGUAUUCUCUGUAAAUAUAGGUGAGAAUUGAUUCUGUUUGGGCCAGUUCAAUUGCAAACACUCACCUGAAACCAGGCAACUCCGGGAGAGACUUGAGUGUUUAGACACAGGUGCAAACCUUGUGGCAUAACCCAGAGAGUUGUUUAUCAUGCACACUAGAUGCAGGCACAUGUGCACGGAAGUAUGUUAUAGCUGCAUUUUGAAUGCAGUCUCUCUUUCAUCCUCUUCGGAUAGACCAGCCUGUUAAACGUAUUAUAGUUUGGGGCGGGGGUAGGGCUGCUACAACAAAAACGGUUCUUGGGAGCCUUCCCCAUAUUGUGGGUGUGUCCUUGCCUCCCCAAUGAUCCAUGAACUUGCAGUGCCAUGGAGCCAGAUUUAUAGCACCUGAAAUCAUUGUGGGAAGAGGGUGAAGAGAGCGCCGUCCCUUUCUUGCAUAGAUGUCAAGUCACGGGUUUCGUUCCAAGAUUAUCUUGGAUCUCGAAAUCGGGGAGUUAGAGGUCGGUCUCUAGCCAAGGGAGUUGUAAAGGGGCUGGCUUUGGUUGACUUUUUAGGGACUUUAAUUUAUAAUGUAAAAGUAGCAAGAGAGAAAAAGAGGCCAAAACAAGUUUUAUUUUUGUUUGUUUCUCGAAAAUGUGUUUCGCUGUUCAUAUUUGUCUUGCAAAUUUGUUAUCAGAACUACCUGUAAAAAUGUCGAUCCAAAAUUCUACUAAACCCAGAUUGCUCAGGGAGUAAUUAAUAAUUUAAAAAUAGUAAUACGAAAAAAAAUAAUUGGGAAACUUUUUUUAAAAUAAUGCCAAUACUAUAGCACGGCUUAAUAUUCUUAAAUUAUAGAGAAUAUAGACUGUUACUUUUUGUUUGUUGUUUUGCUUUUAUUUAUUUGUGGGUUUUCUUUUAAGUGAUUUUUUACUAUAAUCACAAUGUUGUGAUAUGAAAUGUAAUGGGGAUAUGGUGUGUAUGUGUGUGUGUUUUCUUUCCUGUGGAGAUUUUUAGUUGGUCCCUAUUGCACUAGUAGUUAAUGCUGUUUUGAAAUGUGUUGGCCUUGUAAAGGAUAUUGACUGGUAAUGAAUUUGGAUGACAUUUCCCCCCUUGUGUACUGAAGAGCAAAAUGUGCAGUUUUCUAUAGUUUGUACAAAAUACAGUUGUUGGCACAGGGUAGUACAGAUCCCGGUGCAGCGCGGAAACUGUGAAGAUCGCUUUGUAGAGAGCUGUCAAAGAGAGAGUGUGCAUCAAAGAGUGUGUGUGUGUGUGUUUUCUUUUUACAACUCUAGCUUUUCUUCAACUUUUGGAUGCUCCACACAUGUGGGCAACUCUUCAAAUAGCUUAUGAAACAGUAAGAAUGCAAAAGCCGAUUCUCCGAACCGCUGUGAACCCUGCCGAAUGUGCAAAGACCCGACACUUUGCUACGGAAGUUGGAAACCUAGUUGAUCCAUAACUGUUCCUUAACUAAAGUGCCUCUGCUUUUUAUAUAAUUUUUUUUUUCAUUUAUAGUUGGAAGAAAUUUGGUUGGAUACGAUUUGAGGAACUGACUUUUUCAAAACGAGUUUGGAUGAUCCGACAAUUCGCAUUUUAACAGUUUGAGAUUUUUGAAACGAAAGCAUGUUUUGAAUUUGGAAGAAAAAAUUAAAAAGGAAUGGUGCUGUCUCUACAGCUUUCGGUUCAAGGGGACCUCUCUUACUCCAUAGCUCAAGAGAUGGAGGAUGGCAUGCAUAAACUGGCAGCUUCCAGGGCAUAGUCGCAUCCGCAGAAUGUGUUCUGGAGAAAGGCGGGUACCUUGUUCUCCCAGGACACGCCCACAUUCGCUGUCUACAAGGGCCGUGUAGCCCAGCAGGGACCACUCUGGAAGUGGGAGCAUCUUGCAGUCCUUCCGUGUGGCGACUUCAGUGUGGUUCAGAGAUUGCUGAACCAGUACUUCUGAUUUCCUGAUGGUGCCAUCCAAAAGUACACUCACUUCUGGAAAACCAUGCAGACAGUUUAACACAACAAAUGGUGUUUUGUGUGGUUUGCAACGGUUCUCCUCCCCCCCCCCUCGCUCAUGCGCGCACGUGCUGCAGUAUUGCUUCCUGCAAUUAAUGUCUUGGAAAUCUGUGCACUCGUGGUGGGAAAAUUGGACCACGCAACCCCUCCUUUGUGUGGGACUUCAAAUUGGUAAGCCUUAAUUGAAGGGGGGGGCAUAGGAGAAGAGACUUUAGAGCCCCUCCCGCCCAUGAUCAGUCCAAUCAUACCGUUGCAAACAAAGGGAGGUCAUCCAGGUAAUGAAGGAGCACUCGAGAAAAUGCUUAAAUCUUGAGCCUGUCCAAUCUGAUGGAUUGGAAGGAAAGACAAUAGACUAAACUAUAAACCCUAAAAGAGGCUGUGUGAAUUGACCCAUUGGCUUUGCACGUAGGGGCAGAGCUCAAUUCUCUUCAAGAUCAGCCAUAAGGCAACCCCCAGGUUCUGAUUUGAGCCCGCAGUGUGUCUGGGUUCUGUGAUCCAGAACUUAUGCAUAUAAGUUCUGCCCCAAAAGUCUUCUGGUGUUUCAGUGCAUUGAGAACCACCCUGUACGGAGUUAGGUUUGUGCUGUGCAAAAAGUGUUAAGUGUUCACAGGUGAGUUUGCUUCAGUUCUGCAGCUGGGGGGGUUACAGCAUCUCCCAGGAUUCUCAGGAAUUCAUGCUGCACAGAUGGCAAAAUUGAGAAGCCGGGCAUUGGUUAAAGGCUUUUUUCUUUCUUUCUUGCUCUUCCAAGACUAUUCUUACUUCUACAACCAACCUUGUUUAUUGGGUUGCACCUGCCAUUUCUUUUGUGUUCUUUCCUUCAACGACAGCAACAAAAAAAGGGUGUGCAGGUAAAUACCAUGUGCCAUGUGCCAUUUCUUCAUUUAGACUGGUGCUGGGUGGAAGUAGCCACUCUUUUUAAAUUUUAUUUUCCUCUCUCUGUCUCUCCUGGGUGUGUCAUUUUAAAGAUUUUUUUUUUAAUUCAUGCCAAAAAAAGACAAAAAGUGAUAGUUUGUAAACUGAAGUAUACUAUGAUGUAGCUUAGUGGUAGCAAACAGUUUAGUGGUUCUAGGUGCAAGAAUGUUAGCUAGCAGGACAUGCUGUGUAUGUUAUGAGGCUGUACAUUUUUUUAAAAAAAGAUGGCAAUAUGCAAUAAAGUGUGUAAAUAAUA
This is a messenger RNA of Eublepharis macularius, 7794 nucleotides long. It is a transcript of the gene DAAM1, whose product is annotated as dishevelled associated activator of morphogenesis 1. Gene Ontology annotation, biological process: actin cytoskeleton organization. The transcript has 25 exons. Gene Ontology annotation, molecular function: small GTPase binding; actin binding. NCBI's taxonomy places the organism in Eukaryota, Metazoa, Chordata, Lepidosauria, Squamata, Eublepharidae. Bases 212 to 3424 code for a protein of 1070 amino acids. Gene Ontology annotation, cellular component: stress fiber. The record is from RefSeq and is a predicted model, not a curated record.